AUGGCCCACCUUGGCCGGGGGUGGUUCAACGACCACAACGCCAGCGUCGCGUUUGGCAACAUCCUACGCAACUACAAGCCGCGCACAACGUCGGGGACGUCCGCGUUCGACAAGGUUAUCAAGACCGCCGCAUUUCAUCGGUGGUAUGCUACACCGGAAAGUGAACGCGGUCUCGGCCCGACGUACUACCACACCGCCGUGAACAACCCCGCAUUCGCCGCCUAUUACAAGGAUUGGCAUGCGGGCACGAAGCGCGAGAAGUCGUGGUCCCUCGAAGACGGCCUUGACGCAACUUCGGGGAAGCCAGACCAUGUAUCUGAAACGCCGACAUCGAAGCGCAAGCUGAUCGAGACGACGUCGACCAGCAAGCGCCAGAAGCUCGCGAAGCGCCACAUGGCCCAUGCCGCGUCCCAGGACGCGGUCGCCAACGCGAUCGACGUCGAAGCGAUUACCCUACGGCCGUCUGCUUCGUCGAUUACGGUCGGUGGCGUUUCUCUUACACGACUGCACCUCAAGGCACUCCUCGAGACCGACAAAAUGCUGUGCACAGCGCUCGUCGAUUUCGGCGCCAUGGCCAUAGCACGCCCGUAUGACGUUUCGACGAUCCAAAUUCUCAACACCGCGGCUACGGGCGCCUGCAAGAAGGUGGACCUGCGUGCCAUGGUCACCGUUCUGCUCUUUUGCUCUGGAUUGCACUUUUGGCUCGAGGUCGUUGAAGGUGACACUAUCUACGUCCUCGAUUCCUUGCCCACCCACCGCGUCCGCGGAAGCUCCGUUCGCUGCAGCACGCAAGGUCACCAGGAUACGUUCACGACGGUGAUUGUCGAUGUCAAGAAGCAAUCACCGUCGUGA
Messenger RNA from Saprolegnia diclina VS20, 852 nucleotides. RefSeq lists its product as hypothetical. The transcript is spliced from 2 exons. Bases 1 to 852 code for a protein of 283 amino acids. The record is from RefSeq and is a predicted model, not a curated record. NCBI's taxonomy places the organism in Eukaryota, Oomycota, Saprolegniomycetes, Saprolegniales, Saprolegniaceae.